Molecule: messenger RNA, 756 nt
Organism: Melospiza melodia melodia
Lineage: Eukaryota; Metazoa; Chordata; Aves; Passeriformes; Passerellidae
Gene: MRPS25
Product: mitochondrial ribosomal protein S25
Exons: 4
Coding region: 32-547 (171 amino acids)
Cellular component (GO): mitochondrion
Molecular function (GO): structural constituent of ribosome
Source: RefSeq, a predicted model, not a curated record
AGCGCUGCCUCCCCUUCCGGCCGCCGCCGCGAUGCCGAUGAAGGGCCGCUUCCCGGUGCGCCGGACCCUGCAGUACCUCAGCCAGGGCGACGUCGUGUUCAAGAGCUCGGUGAAGGUGAUGACCGUGAACUACAACACGGCUGGAGAACUGAGCGAAGGCGCAAGAAAGUUCGUGUUUUUCAACAUCCCCCAGAUCCAGUACAAGAACCCCUGGGUGCAGAUCAUGCUGUUCAGGAACAUGACUCCCUCGCCCUUUCUCCGGUUCUACCUGGACAGUGGAGAACAAGUUGUGGUAGACGUGGAAGAUAAAACCAACAAAGAGAUAACAGAGCACAUUAAAAAAAUCCUGGGGAAAAGCAAAGAAAUACUUGAAAAAGAAGAAAGAGAAAGGAAAAAACUGUCACAUCCAGCAACCUUUGGGCCCAAGAAGUAUCAUCUGCGAGAAUGCAUGUGUGAGAUUGAAGGCCAAGUUCCCUGUCCUGCUUUUGUACCAUUGCCCAAAGAGAUGAGGGGAAAAUACAAAGGUGCCAUGAAAAAUGAGGCAUGAGCCUGACAUUUCAAGAUCUCAAGUCAUGGAGCUAUUUUGCCUCAGGACUGGACAAUGAAGGUGCUUCAGUGAGAGACAAGAGGCAGCAGUUCCUGGGAACAGGAAGAAGCAAGAUCAUUCAAUACAGAGAACUGUGUCAUUAGCCUUCUUAUAACUACAACUAGAAUUAAGUGAAAAAUAAAUAAAAGUUAAAACUGGCACCAAAAAAA